Messenger RNA from Vollenhovia emeryi, 1944 nucleotides. RefSeq lists its product as uncharacterized. Lineage: Eukaryota; Metazoa; Arthropoda; Insecta; Hymenoptera; Formicidae. Gene Ontology annotation, molecular function: protein binding. Bases 163 to 1944 code for a protein of 593 amino acids. The transcript has 5 exons. The record is from RefSeq and is a predicted model, not a curated record.
UAGUCUGUUUAAAGGUUGCUAAUAAAAGUAUUUCAUUAUUAAAUUUAAUAUUUACGAUGUACACCCUAUACGUUUCGAUUCGAUAUACACGCCGUUUUGCAAUAAAAAAAUCAACAAAUUGCGAUAUUCAGAUUAAACUUCCUUGACGUGAUUCCGUCAAGCAUGAGCAACAGGCUCGAAUACUUGGUAAAGUAUUCAGUUGCGCCUCCGCCCAGCAGAGAUUAUUACAGUCUGAAGGUUUUUCAAGACGAGAUAAUUCUAUACCUAUGGAGAAUUUCUCACGGACCUCAUAAAGCACCGAUCGUAUAUCGCUCCAAGUUUACGGAAUUCAAUCAAGAAAAAUCCUUGCAGAACGAAAUACAUCGUGGAUUUGGUAAAUAUUUAUUAAAACAGAUACAGAAUAUUGCUGAAGGAAAUAAAAAUACUCUUUUAACUUUACCCGCAUCUUUAAUCGAAAAAAUAUCACGAUAUUUGGAGUUCACCGACAUAAUUAAAUUAUCUUCAUUAUCACAUAUUGCCUAUGAGGUAUUCAAUGCUGAUUCAGUUUGGCAGAUACUUUAUAUGAGAGACAAAAACGCCAAUUUUAGUUCAGAAGAGAGGCACAAGAUUAUAGUCUCUGAUUGGAAAGAAUUAUAUAAAGACAUACAAAUGCAGGCGUCGAUCAAAGAUCAAAGGAAUCUUCGAGUUCCAUCAUCAGUUACGAGUAAUGCAAAAACUAACAAAUUACUCAUAAGACCAAUCAGUGAUGCACCAAAAUCUAUCUUAAACAAAACGUCAACUAUCAAGAAUAUGACGAAAAAACGCUCAGAAUCUUCGAUGGCGAAUCUUGUCAGGAUUCCACUUACCACAACAAUGCCUGACACUCGAUUUCGCACGUCUACAAAGCACGAGAAACCGCUUUUGCAAACAAAAGAUAUAAAGAGUACUAAUUCUAUAAUCAACGUGAAUAAAAUAAAUUUAAAAAAACAUGUAAUUAUGCCAAGAACGACACCGAAACAAGAAACUGAAAGUGUCCCUAAACACAACGAAAUGUUUGACGAACAACUAAACCGGACGUCGAAAAAAUACUCGAAUAAAAUUAACAACGUCAACAUGAAAUCAACAAUAUCAACACAAGAAAAGAAAUUAAAAUGUAAAACGCAAACUGUUUCUAAAACAACAUUACCCAAAAAUAUCGUAGGAAAUAUCAAAUCGUCUCCAGUUUUAACACAAAAUUUACAUAGCAAGACUCAAUCGAAAAUAAAGAGCAAACCUAAGAAAAAAGUAAUUGCGACCAAGUCUGAAAUACUUAAUACUGAUAAAGCGUUGUUGGAGAAUCAUUUUAUAGUUGGAAAUGGCAAUUUUGAUUUGGCUGACGUAAACGAUGCAAGUUUGAAGAACAUUCGAAGUCCACGAAGCAUAUUUGAUUAUGACUUUAGCUACGUACAACAAACGAAGAAAACACGGGACAUUUUAGAUAUUAGACACGAAAUUCAGAAUAUUGAUAAGUUGAAACAAUUAAAACUUACUGGAGACAGUGUCAUAAAUAACUUUUCCAACAAAAUGUUUCGGGGUGACAGAAUUCUGGAGAAGCUUUCGGAGAAAUCUGAACCAUUUAGCGAAGCAUCCAACGAGUCUCUCGUAAACAACAAAAAAUCAUUACCAGGAGGGGACAAUCAAUCUUCUUCAUUAUCUGAGAAAUAUCUGAAAGCUCGAGAAGAUUUUCGAAAAUCUUUAAAUUGGAAACAAAGUGAUCUAGUACCGUCUCAAAAUCAAUGGGAUCCAUAUCCAGACAUAAGCCUUGACGACAAAUCUUUCAUAAGUCCUAGAAAAGUUAAUAACAAUAGAAAGAAAUCCUCUAUUUCUAAGACUUUAUUAAAAACGUCCUCACUAAAACCAUACGCUUCGAAUAGUUUGGAGAGUAGAAAAGAAAAAAAUACUGAUGUCCAAAGAGAAGUUAAAUAA